Messenger RNA from Rhagoletis zephyria (snowberry fruit fly), 549 nucleotides. The record is from RefSeq and is a predicted model, not a curated record. NCBI's taxonomy places the organism in Eukaryota, Metazoa, Arthropoda, Insecta, Diptera, Tephritidae.
AUGCUCAAGCCGAAUCUCAUCGUCUGCUUCCUUCUUCUGGUGUCAGCUGCAGUCAUCUUUGCGGGAAAGAGUAAAGAGAAACCUGACUGGGCCAAGAAGGACAUUCGUGACUACACUGACGCCGAUUUGGAACGCCUUUAUGAGCAGUGGGAAGAGCAAGAAGAGCCUCUGCCCGAGGAUGAACAGCCAGAGCAUAUGCGAAAACCGGCUCCGCUUGAUAUGUCCAAAAUGGACUUUUCUAAUCCUGAAAACGUUCUCAAGCUGAGCAAGAAAGGCAAGACUCUGAUGACGUUUGUUUCAGUUGCUGGUAACCCAUCUCGCGCAGAAACCGAGAAGGUCACUGCUUUGUGGCAGUCCAGCCUCCAGAACAGCCACAUUCUUGCCGACCGCUUCAUUGUCGCUGAUGACCGUGCCAUUUUCAUGUUCAAGGAUGGAUCCCAGGCCUGGGAGGCAAAGGACUAUUUGGUUGAGCAAGAGCAGUGCAAAGAGGUGUCCAUCGAAAACAAGGUGUACCCUGGAAAGUUCUCGUCAGGUCAUGAAGAACUGUAA